Messenger RNA from Chionomys nivalis (European snow vole), 1776 nucleotides. It is a transcript of the gene Dao, whose product is annotated as D-amino acid oxidase. The transcript has 13 exons. Lineage: Eukaryota; Metazoa; Chordata; Mammalia; Rodentia; Cricetidae. The record is from RefSeq and is a predicted model, not a curated record. Gene Ontology annotation, molecular function: D-amino-acid oxidase activity; FAD binding. Bases 139 to 1332 code for a protein of 397 amino acids.
CCUGACCUCAGAAGGACACAGGAGGCUUAGGCACAGCCCAGGGUUUCUACUUGAAAACAGAAUCUUGAGGAUGGAAAGAUGGCCAAGAGUUAAGAGCGUGCACUGCUCUUCCAGAGGCCUGAAGUUCAGGCUGGUGUGAUGCGUGUGGUCGUGAUUGGAGCGGGAGUCAUUGGACUGUCCACAGCGCUCUGCAUUCACGAGCGUUUCCACCCAGCGCAGCCACUGCACUUGAAGGUCUACGCAGACCGCUUCACACCGUUCACCACCAGCGACGUGGCUGCGGGCUUAUGGCAGCCCUAUCUCUCGGACUCCAGCAACCCACAGGAAGCGGAGUGGGGUCAGCAAACCUUCGACUACCUGCUGAGCCACAUCCAUUCUCAAGAUGCUGAAAAAAUGGGCUUGUCCCUAAUCUCAGGCUACAAUCUCUUCCAACACGAAGUUCCGGACCCUUCCUGGAGAAACACAGUUCUGGGAUUUCGGAGGCUGACCCCCAGAGAGAUGGACAUAUUCCCUGAGUACAGCUAUGGCUGGUUCAACACAAGCCUGUCUUUGGAGGGGAAGAGGUACCUGCCGUGGCUGACUGAGAGGUUGACGGAGAGGGGCGUGAAGCUCUUUCAUCGGAAGGUGGAGUCUUUUGAAGAGGUGGCAAGAGGAGGUGCGGACGUGAUCAUCAACUGUACCGGGGUGUGGGCCGGGGCGCUGCAAACAGACACCUUGCUGCAGCCAGGCCGGGGCCAGAUCAUUCAGGUGGAGGCCCCGUGGAUGAAGCACUUCAUCCUCACCCACGACUCAAGCCUUGGCAUCUACAACUCCCCGUACAUCAUCCCAGGGUCCAAGACGGUUACUCUCGGAGGUGUCUUCCAGCUGGGGAACUGGAAUGAAUUAAACAGUGUCCAUGACCACAACAGCAUUUGGAGAAGAUGCUGUCAACUGGAGCCCACCCUGAAGAGAGCAGGUGUACUUGAUGCCUGUAAGAUCAUGGCGAGGCUGACAAGAUCAGUGGGAGGCAGUGCUGGGUUGGCGGCGACAACUGUCGUGGUGGGGAUGGUGACAUGGCGAGAAUCAUUGGUAACACCAGGACAAUGGCUGCUGGCGAUUGUGAAUGCAAGAAUUGUUGGUGAACUCACUGGUUUUCGACCAGUCCGGCCUCAGGUUCGGCUAGAAAGAGAAAAGCUUCAUUUUGGAUCUUCAAGUGCAGAGGUCAUCCACAACUAUGGUCAUGGAGGCUACGGGGUCACAGUUCACUGGGGUUGUGCAAUGGAGGCAGCCAACCUCUUUGGAAAAAUUCUAGAAGAAAAGAAGUUGUCCAGGAUGCCGCCAUCCCACCUCUGACGACUCAAGUGACCAUCACUUGCUCCAUGAGGACACCCCAGCGCCUUAUAGCCAAUUAAUUGAUAUUUUCUUUGGUGAUCGUUUUCACUCCCACUCCCCAGCUUCCUUAGGCAAAGGUGUGAGAUGGAGAAAUCCUGGUCCUCCCCACGCAUCCCAUCUGGUAAAGCAUCUGCAGGAUGCUGGCUGGCCCUAAACCAGUUUGCGAGAGAGAGGCGGGGGAGAGGGGGGUCGAGAUCAUGGAGCAAUGCCAUUCUCACAACACAACGACUGAGUUCAGGCUGGGUGUACUGGGUGGCAGGGUCUGGGCUCAUCGGCUAAGGAGUGGUCCAGACACCUUUGCUUAGACCUCAGGAAUGGUUCACAGCACACUUGAUGUCUACCACAGUAAGGAGAGGAGGGGGACUCCCGCCCUUGCUACUCUGCUGAUCAACAUUAUUAAAACAC